CUUCAAGAAAGCUCCGACGUCACUCUGCUAUUUCCCGCGCCUUUCCAUUUUCUCGACGUUUCUUCGCCGACCACGAACAAUGGCGACGAUUGGAACUCUCCAGCGCAUCAGUGCUGCCAAACUCUCCGCGCUGCUGUUAGCAGAACAGGCUGCAGGCACUUCGUCUGUGGCCGUCGUGGACGUUCGCGACGAUGACUACCUCGGCGGUCAUAUAAAAGGCUGCAUAAACAUGCCCUCCAGAAGUCUCGAUGCCACAAUGCCCACCCUCAUGCGCCGCCUCGAAGGCAAGAAGACGGUCGUUUUUCACUGCGCUCUGUCGCAGCAACGCGGACCCAGUGCUGCCCUUCGAUAUCUCCGAGAGCGCGAUCAGAGUCUCGCCUCUUCUACUACUACUACUACUACUACUGACUCGGCGGAGGACUCGGCAUCUGCGGAGCCCCAGACAGUAUAUGUUCUCGAUCGCGGAUUCGUCGGCUGGCAGGAAAAGUACGGCGAGGACGAACGAUUGACUGAGGGAUAUAGCAAGGAACUCUGGAAAGAUGGCUACUGGAUGUAAGCUUCUACAACCUAGACUUGAUGCUUUCGAGUCACUGCGCUUCUAGCCAAAAUAUCGUCAUGCCCGAUGGCCCAAUGGGUACUUGCUCGGCCUUUCGAGUGCGACUCCAUUUCCAAUGGCUCCAGUCGCAAUGCCGUGUUACAGUUG
This is a messenger RNA of Colletotrichum scovillei, 703 nucleotides long. RefSeq lists its product as uncharacterized. Bases 80 to 556 code for a protein of 158 amino acids. Gene Ontology annotation, cellular component: nucleus; cytoplasm. The transcript is spliced from 2 exons. Gene Ontology annotation, molecular function: protein tyrosine phosphatase activity. The record is from RefSeq and is a predicted model, not a curated record. Lineage: Eukaryota; Fungi; Ascomycota; Sordariomycetes; Glomerellales; Glomerellaceae.